Messenger RNA from Boeremia exigua, 1389 nucleotides. RefSeq names its product glycosyl hydrolase catalytic core-domain-containing protein. Gene Ontology annotation, cellular component: fungal-type cell wall. Bases 1 to 1389 code for a protein of 462 amino acids. The record is from RefSeq and is a predicted model, not a curated record. Gene Ontology annotation, biological process: fungal-type cell wall polysaccharide metabolic process. NCBI's taxonomy places the organism in Eukaryota, Fungi, Ascomycota, Dothideomycetes, Pleosporales, Didymellaceae. The transcript has 2 exons.
AUGACCAAGCUCAGCCUUUUGGCCCUUAUCGGCGCUGCCGCCGCUCACCCUUCCUACGGUGGUCACUCCAAGUUCCACUCUAAGCCCGCCGCUGGCACUGGAAAGCCGUACCCUACUGGUGGCUGGUCUGGCAACUACAACAGCACCCAGGUUCCCGCCGGUACUGCUUCCUACGAGGAGGGCAAGACUUCCACCAUCGAUAUCACUACCACCUCUACCAGGACCAUCACCUCUACCAUCUACGGCACCCCUGCUCAGUCUGCCGUCGUUGAGAACGUCUCUUCCAAGCCUGCUGGCGAACAGUGCGGUCCUGCCACCGUGACUGUCACUGCUACUGACAAGUACACCGUCACCGUCACCCCUGGUGUCUCCUCCGCCUACUCCACCGGUGUUGUUACCUCCUCCAUCGCCCUGCCUUCUUCCAAGGCUGGCGAGUACGAGGCUUCCAGCUACAUCGUUGUCUCCUCCACCCCUGCUGCUGAGAAGCCCUCUUCUUCCAAGCCUGCCGUUGCUACUUCCUCCAAGGUUGAGGAGUACGAGGCCCCCACCCCCUCUGCUUCCGUCCCUGCCAUCACCUCGGUCGCCGAGAGCGCCUACAGCACCGCAGUCCCCUCCUCCACCGCUGCGGCAUCUUCUUCCGCUGCCCCUAAGCCUUCCGGCGCUCCCACAUACACCGGAACCAAGCGUGGUCUUGCUUACAACGACGGCGAGCUCUGCGCUUCCUUCGGCUCCAACUUCGGUUUCGCCUACAACUGGGCUCAGACCGAGAGCAAGGAUGUCGGUGCUCCCUUCAUCCCCAUGAUGCACAAGCUUUCCGACUCCACCGCCGAGGCUUGGUUGGCCAACGUCGAGAAGGCUGUCAAGGCCGGCUCCAAGGCUGUCAUGGGUUUCAACGAGCCCGAUCACGUUGACCAGGCCAACAUGAGCCCCGAGGUCGCCUGCUCUGCCUGGAAGGAGUACAUGAACCCCAUUGCCGCGUCUUAUCCCGAUGUCACCAUUCUUGGUCCCUCGGUCACCAACGGAGGUGCUCCCAUGGGUCUCGACUGGCUCACUCGCUUCCACGACGGCUGCCCCGACGCCAUCGUCCACGCGACCAACAUCCAUUUCUACGACAUCUACGAGGAGGCCACCUUCGACCGCUUCAAGGCCCAGGUUGAGAAGGCCGCUGCUGACUACGGCAAGCCUGUCUGGAUCACCGAGUUCGGUCUCAACCCCGGGUCCGCCUCUGAGGAGCAGGCUGCGACCUUCCUCAAGAAGGCUAUGGACUUCUGCGAUUCUUCAAGUGUCGUAGAAGGGUACUCAUGGUUCAUGGUCGGCACUGGUGAGAACCAGCUCAACACUGCCAGCGGUCUUUCCACCCUUGGACAGGUCUACGCCGGCUCCUCGUAG